UAUCUGGCAGCCUUGACAAAUUUUUAGUUCAGUGGCAAAGUGACAAGCAAAAAUACGAAAAUGGUUCUGGAGAGUACUAUGAUAUGUUUUGAUAACAGCGACUACCAGCGCAAUGGAGACUACUUCCCCACCCGUCUGAACGUCCAAAAAGAUGGCAUCAAUCUCGUCUGCCUUACCAAGCUGCGUUCGAAUCCAGAGAACAACGUUGGGCUGAUGACUCUGUCCAACACCGUGGAAGUGCUGGCCACGCUCACCAGCGAUGUGGGACGGAUCUUCUCGAAAAUGCAUCUUAUCCAGCCGAAGGGUGAGAUUAACCUUCUAACCGGAAUUCGUAUUGCCCACCUAGUGCUAAAACAUCGCCAGGGCAAAAAUCACAAGAUGCGCAUCGUGGUCUUUGUGGGUUCGCCUAUCAAUCACGAGGAAGGGGAUUUGGUGAAGCAGGCUAAGCGUCUGAAGAAGGAGAAGGUCAACGUGGAUAUUGUCAGCUUCGGAGAUCAUGGCAACAACAACGAGACGCUGACCGCCUUCAUCAACGCCCUGAAUGGAAAGGAUGGGACUGGCUCUCACUUGGUUAGUGUACCCCGAGGCUCUGCUCUGUCGGAUGCUCUGCUUUCAUCGCCCAUUAUCCAAGGCGAAGACGGCAUGGGUGGUGCUGGCUUGGGUGGCAAUGUUUUUGAAUUUGGAGUGGAUCCCAAUGAGGAUCCCGAGCUUGCUCUUGCCUUGCGCGUGUCUAUGGAGGAGCAGCGCCAACGCCAAGAGAGCGAGCAGCGUCGUGCUAAUACCGACAACACAGCACCUACUACCGGUGAGGUUGGUGGCGGCUCAAAUCAGGGCAAUACCGAAAGUGCCGCAGCAAGCAGCGAAGCCAACACUGAAGAAGCCAUGCUCCAACGGGCCUUGGCGUUGUCCACUGAAACUCCCGAGGACAACUUGCCGGACUUUGCCAAUAUGACCGAGGAGGAACAGAUUGCUUUUGCCAUGCAGAUGUCGAUGCAGGACGCUUCCGAUGAUACGGUUACCCAACAAGCGAAGCGCCCGAAAACUGAUGAAGCCAAUGCUCCCAUGGACGUGGACGAGGACUAUUCAGAGGUUAUUGGUGAUCCGGCUUUCUUGCAGAGUGUGCUAGAGAAUCUGCCUGGUGUUGAUCCCCAGUCUGAAGCUGUCCGCGAUGCUGUCGGAUCCCUUAACAAGGACAAGGAUAAAAAGAACGACGCCAAGGACUCACAGGAGAAAUAAAACGCAUCUAUGAUUAUAACUUAUAAGCUCGUUUAAAAACUUUAUAUGCCCAUUAAAAUCAUUUGUAAGCCCUUUCAAAUUACGCUUCAAGUGAAAAUACAUAUAUAAAAAAUUUCA
This is a messenger RNA of Drosophila serrata, 1353 nucleotides long. It is a transcript of the gene Rpn10, whose product is annotated as regulatory particle non-ATPase 10. Lineage: Eukaryota; Metazoa; Arthropoda; Insecta; Diptera; Drosophilidae. Gene Ontology annotation, molecular function: polyubiquitin modification-dependent protein binding. Gene Ontology annotation, biological process: proteasome-mediated ubiquitin-dependent protein catabolic process. Gene Ontology annotation, cellular component: nucleus; proteasome regulatory particle, base subcomplex; cytosol. The record is from RefSeq and is a predicted model, not a curated record.